Chrysochloris asiatica (Cape golden mole) is the source of this 429-nucleotide messenger RNA. It is a transcript of the gene TXNL4A, whose product is annotated as thioredoxin-like 4A. The transcript is spliced from 3 exons. Gene Ontology annotation, biological process: mRNA splicing, via spliceosome. The record is from RefSeq and is a predicted model, not a curated record. The coding region runs from base 1 to 429 and encodes 142 amino acids. Lineage: Eukaryota; Metazoa; Chordata; Mammalia; Afrosoricida; Chrysochloridae. Gene Ontology annotation, cellular component: U4/U6 x U5 tri-snRNP complex; U5 snRNP; spliceosomal complex.
AUGUCGUACAUGCUCCCGCAUCUCCACAACGGCUGGCAGGUGGACCAGGCCAUCCUUUCGGAAGAGGACCGCGUGGUCGUCAUUCGCUUUGGACACGAUUGGGACCCUACGUGUAUGAAAAUGGAUGAAGUACUCUACAGCAUAGCUGAAAAGGUUAAAAAUUUUGCAGUUAUUUAUCUUGUGGAUAUUACAGAAGUACCUGACUUCAACAAAAUGUAUGAGUUAUAUGAUCCAUGUACUGUCAUGUUUUUCUUCAGGAACAAGCACAUAAUGAUUGACUUGGGCACCGGUAACAACAACAAGAUUAACUGGGCCAUGGAAGACAAGCAGGAGAUGAUUGACAUCAUAGAGACCGUGUACCGAGGGGCCCGCAAAGGCAGGGGGCUGGUUGUGUCUCCAAAGGACUACUCCACCAAAUACCGAUACUGA